GCGUUUUCCUUCAUUGGCUGAUAUAAUUAAGACCAAACCCUAACAAAAGAGGAAACUAUAUUUGUCAUCGAGCUACAGAAGUUGAACCAACGGAUAAGCCUUCGAACAUGUUUCUCAGUAGCAGUUUUGGGUGUUUAGCAAGACUAAUGGACAGCUAGAGCCACGUUAGUCCUGAUCUGAUGUCUGUUGUCGGGAAGACUGUCUUGUUGACGGGGAUUUCAGCUUGCCUUUUUCUAUCUGAUGCUGACGUGUGACAUCACAUCCUCCUGUAUGCUAAACAGGAAAAGGCCUUCGUGUGCUUAAAGGCAACAUCUACCACUUCCUCCACUAAUACCUUUACUUUCUGAUGAAGUGAAACACAGGACUGUGUUCAAAUCAACUUGGAUUAUUCUCGGUGGUCAGGCUACAGAGACUACAGGUAGUCACGUGAAAUAAAGCCAAAGUAACACAUCUCUAUUUUGACCACAUAAACAAAUCAAAAUGGAGGGUCUAAAUAGCAGCAUUUGUGUGAUCAACGACAACAUGGUGCCGUUCGCCACAAUCUACAUCAUCAUCUUCCUGAUUGGGAUGGUGACUAGCUUGGUGGCGCUGUGGGCCUUCAUAACUAGCCGUAGUGCUAAAAAGUGCAUCAACGUUUACCUCAUCAAUCUCCUAACAUCAGACUUUCUCCUCAUGUUAGCAUUGCCUGUCAAGAUUGCCAAUGAUCUGGGCAAUACCUCCAAAAGUUUGACCAUCUUUCACUGCCAAGUGAGUGGGCCGCUCAUCUACAUCAACCUGUACGCGUCCAUCAUCUUUCUAGCGUUUGUUAGCAUUCAGCGCUACCUCCAGAUUACCCGCAGCUCCAAACUGCUGCGGCUACAGGACGUGGGAUUUGCGGUGCUGAUGUCCUCUGUGGUCUGGUUCCUCGUACUCUUUAUCAACGUACCCAACAUGGCCAUCCCCAUCAAAAAGGACAUUGAAGAUAAAGUUGGCUUGACGUGCGCUGACUUAAAAGAGGAUUUGGGCAAGCACUGGCAUGCGUUGUCUGUGUUUCUGGGCAUGGCUAUCUUCUUCAACGCGUCGGUAGCCGUGGUUUUGUCCAACGGUCUGGUUUUGAGGAAGUUUUGGAGUCAGCAUGAAUCUGAGCCUGAGGAAAAGGCUAUCGCCCGACACGCCGUUGUAAACAUUGCAUUGGUGACUUUGGCCUACGUGGUGAGCUUCGUGCCGUAUCAUGUUGUGCGCAUGCCGUACACCUUCACGCAGAUAGAGGUCAUCACUAAAUGCACCUUAAAGAAGAGUCUCUUCUUGGCUAAAGAGUCUACUCUGCUUCUGGCCAUCCUGCAUCUGUGCUUUGACCCUGUGCUGUACUUUGUAUUUUGUCGCGCAUUCAGGUAUCAGAUCACGAAGGUCUUCACGAAGAGAGACAGCGUUCCUACUGCUGAUCCGGAGUGAAAAUGGUAUCGUGUGAGUGUUAGAUGCUUUGUUAGAUGCGAAUGUAAGGUUGAGAAAAAUAUCCCAGGAUUUAUCCUAUCAUUUAUAUGCUCUUUCUGAUGUACUCCGAGUACUGAUGGAGAUAGCUUAACUCUGUUUAAUGGACGUUGCAGCCACACUGUUUGGUUUCAAACAUUGCAGCCACACUUUUUUUCUACUGACGCUCGUGUGCGCUCGUUUGUGCGAUUGUACUUCCGAUUCAGUUGCCGAUGGAAGAAAUGACUAGGAAUAAAGCUGCGGUCACUGCGGAAAUUCUGUUAUACGGCGCUGCGAAAAGGGGCGGGAUUAAACAAGAUGAUUGAACGCUUUAAAAAGCGAGCGAUUGCUCCAUGUUUUAAAUUUCUGUCCAGAGGUCGUGUUCUGAUCCUCGAUUGGUCUCACGCAGUCAAGUGAUGCGAUUUCGUAGGUCAGAGUUAACCAAGAGUUUCCGGUCUGACGCGUUCACGUGCGUAUGAAUGGAAGUCUAUGGGGAGAAAAGCCCGGUGUGACCGCAGCUACAUAAACAGCAGAAAACGAUCAAACAACGUGCUUUUUAAACAAGUGAGUUUAUGACAAUACAUAAUAAGUUUAGCUAUAUAAUAUGGAAAUAUCAGUUUGCAACAUCAAGCAGCUUAACAAGCAGUUUUUAAUGUUUAGAAAUCAGUGAACGUAAAUGAGCAGACCGGAAGUCUUGAGUCAAUAAGAUUGUAAUGGCUGCUCGUACAUUAAGAAUAGGGGAAUCUGCUUAAGUCAAGUCACAACGUAUCGGUGACGUAUGGUAUACUGUUUCUGGGUCCAAGCCGCUACUCAUUUGAAUUGAGAAAAUAUUUGUUUAUGGACAGUUUUUAUUCCUAUUACACAUUAGAGUGAAUUUUCUAUAAAAUCAUGGUGCACUCAACAGUCUUGACUAGCUUCAUCAAAAUUACCAGAAUUUUUACAAUUUAUAAAAAAAUCAUCACUUUCUGGCCAUCGGAUAUUAGAGAUACAGUUGAAGUCAGAAUUAUUCGCCCCCCUUAAUUUUUAGCCUCGCUGUUUAUUUUUUUCCCCAAUUUCUGUUUAACAGAGAGAAAUUUUUUUCAGCACAUUUCUAAACAUAAUAAUUUUAAUAACUCAUUUCUAAUAACUGCUUAAUUUUUUUCUCUGCCAUGAUGACAGUAAAUAAUAUCUGACUAGAUAUUUUUCAAGACAUUUAAGGCUUAACUAGGUUAAUUAGGUUAACUAGGCAGGUUAGGGUAAUUAGUAAGGCCAGACAUAAUCUGCAGACAUUGUUCUGCUAUUUCUGCGCAGAAUUUUGUUAAAAAUCUGCGGAUUUAUGCAUUUAUGCGGAUUAAAAGUGACAUUUAAAGGCUUAACUAGGUUAAUUAGGUUAACUAGGCAGGUUAGGGUAAUUAGGCAAGUUAUUGUAUAAUGCCGGUUUGUUCUGUAGACUAUCGAAAUAAAAUUAGCUUAAAGGGGCUAAUAAUAUUGACCUUAAAAUGGUUUUCAAAAAAUUAAAAACUGCUUUUAUUCAAGCCGAAAUAAAGCAAAUAAGACUUUCUACAGAAGAAAAAAUAUUAUCAGACAUACUGUGAAAAUUUCCUUGCUCUGUCAAACAUCAUUUGGGAAAUAUUUAAAAAAGAAAAGAAAAUUCAAAGGGGGGCCAAUAAUUAUGAUUUCAACUACUUUAGAUCCCAAUAGCUGCUGUUUUAUAAAAUUCUAAAAAACUUGAAAAAACCAAACAAACAAAAAAAAUAAACAUCAACAACAAAAUAAAACUGACGAAAUUGAAACUCUAGAACAGAGAUGCUCAAAGUAAGGCCCGCAGGCCAAAGUUGGCCCAUGGUAAUCUUUGAUUUGGCCUGCUGUCCCAUCUGAGAAAAGCAGAGAUCGUCAUUUCGAAUUUAACGUGACCUUUUGUUUCUUUGAUUUAUAGCUGAGUUACAAACUGAAAUGAAUUGAUUCAAUUAAAUGUUGUAAAUGAAUCAGACUUUUAAAAUGUAAGACAUCUGCGAGCAAAUCAAAGUAAAGGCAGGAGCAGCUCGACUAGUGUCUUCCACAUUGUGUUAUAAAUGGGAUUGGUAUUAUUGUUUUUACUAUUAUAAGGUCAUUAUUAAAUGUUACCGCAUUAGUUAAUUUGAUUUAAAGCUAUGUUUUUCAGUUAUUUUGAAAUAUUACCGAAUAAAUUAGGUAAAUACCUAUGUAAUAAAUCUAUAUUUGGUCCACAACUCUCAGUCAAGUUUGCUUUUUGGCCCUUUAUAGGAAAAAGUUUGGGCACUCCAUGGUCUAGAAGCACAAUGUUCAUUUUGGGGUGAACUAUCCCUUUAAUGUACCAGACUUUUGUUUUACUGAGAAAAGAAAGACUUUUGUCUAGGAUGGCUUAAAGCAGGGGUCACCAAACUUGUUCCUGGAGGGCCGGUGUGCUGCAGAUUUUAGCUCCAACCCUAAUCAAACACACCUGAACAAGCUAAUCAAGGUCUUACUAGGUAUACUUGAAACACCCAGCCAGGUGUGUUGAGGCAAGUUGGAGCUAAACCCUGCAGGGACACCGGCCCUCCAGGACCGAGAUUGGUGACCCCUGGCUUAAAGUAUGGAUUUUUGGGAAAACUAUUGCUUCAAUAAACUGCAGACUGGAAAAGCAAGAAAGAGAACACACAAAGACGUUUGGCCAAAAUAAAGAUAUGCUGGACUUUGCUUACUACUAGUUCAUGGAAGCUUGUGUAUAUACAGUCUGCUUAAAUAUAAGACGUCUAUAGGAAUAAAAGCUAAAGAAGACUGUACAAUGAUUCUAAGAGAUAUAUAGUAUAUUGAAUUUGACAUACACUGUAAAGAAUAUCUGUUAAUGAACAGUUUCUGUAUGUAGUGAUUCACAAGACGAUGGAUGUGCUCUUCAGUGUUUGGACUUUCCAGCCUGAUCUCACAAGAAAACGUAAGUAUUUUACGUUGUCAGUAUAGUGGCGAAUUCGUACGAGUUCAGUCGUACGAAAUUGUACGAUUUUAAAAAGGAGGCGUGGCACCUAGCUCCACCCCUAAACCCAACCGUCAUUGGCGGAUGAGCAAAUCGUACUAAAUUGUACGAAUUAGAUCGUAUGAAUUAGCCACUAAAUCAAAAAAGUUACGAAUUGGCGUGAGAUUGCGUUAGACUGAAAAUUAAAGUGAAAAUUAAAUUAAAUUAAAAAAUUAAACCACACUGAACUGACCUGAACUUCAACUCUGAAAACUGGACUGACACUGUUUCAAUUUACUAGAACUCCUAUGUUAAGCUGCUUUGACAAUCUACAUUGUAAAAGCGCAAUAGAAAUAGAGAUGAGAAUUGAACGAGUGUUUUCCCUUUAUUUACUGUUGUGAAUUGCAUUACGGGACCUUGAUCUCUGCUCUGUCAACUUUUGAUGUUAAAACUUCAACUCUACUGUUUAACAAAGUGACUUUUAUUGACAUUUUAGUGUAGUUUGAAAUAAUAAAAUGUAUUAGAAAUAAUAUAAAGAGAAAUACGUCUGUAAAAUAACAGAAAGUGUACAGGUAGUUUGUUUCAAGGUUUUUGUAGCAUAAUAUACAACACCAAACCAGCCAAUAUAUCACUUUAAACUAUUAAAAUGUUAAUGAAAGUCACUUUACAAACUGUUCAAGGUUAAAAGGUGUUGGACAAAAGAUCAAUGUCCAGUCGGUGCCAAUGGCGUAGUGGAAAGUGCACCGACACAUGCACUGUGGUGUUCACGGCGACCCGAGUUCGAUUCCAGCCUCGAGGUCCUAUGCCAAUCCUUACCCUCUCUCUGCUCCCCACACUUUCCUGUCAAUUCUCUCAACGGUCCUGUCAAAUAAAGGUGAAAACCCCUAAAAAAAUUUAAAAAAAAUAAAUAAAUAAAAGAUCAAUGUCCUGUAACGCAAUACAAAAGCGUAAAUAAACGGGGAAAAUAAGAAAUAAAAACAUGACUCACCAAAUAUUAAAAACUGCUAAUCAACAGGUCAUUUUUACAGUGUAUAAAUGUUGCACUUUCAUUUUUAUUCAUGUAUAAACUGAUCACUGAGUAAAUGACUUGACUGAAUUGUAUUGCA
Messenger RNA from Danio aesculapii, 5478 nucleotides. RefSeq names its product G protein-coupled receptor 171 (gene gpr171). Gene Ontology annotation, molecular function: G protein-coupled purinergic nucleotide receptor activity. Gene Ontology annotation, biological process: G protein-coupled receptor signaling pathway. The transcript is spliced from 2 exons. The record is from RefSeq and is a predicted model, not a curated record. NCBI's taxonomy places the organism in Eukaryota, Metazoa, Chordata, Actinopteri, Cypriniformes, Danionidae. Gene Ontology annotation, cellular component: membrane. The coding region runs from base 481 to 1431 and encodes 316 amino acids.